Neoarius graeffei (lesser salmon catfish) is the source of this 2116-nucleotide messenger RNA. RefSeq names its product protein phosphatase 3, regulatory subunit B, alpha a (gene ppp3r1a). Bases 184 to 696 code for a protein of 170 amino acids. The record is from RefSeq and is a predicted model, not a curated record. Gene Ontology annotation, molecular function: calcium ion binding; calcium-dependent protein serine/threonine phosphatase regulator activity. Lineage: Eukaryota; Metazoa; Chordata; Actinopteri; Siluriformes; Ariidae. The transcript is spliced from 6 exons.
GGUGCCCGGAUGUAGUCUCUGCAGCAAGAAAGGGAGGAAAAAAAAAACCCCACACCGGCAGCAAAUAUCUUUUUCUCGCUGCUGAGGCAAAACAAAGACGAAUAUUUGUCCGGACAAGAAGAGAUUUUUCGGGUUUAUUUUCUGCAAAUAUUUGUUGUGGAAUUUUGUCUCCAGAGCAACAAAAUGGGAAAUGAAGCAAGUUAUCCCCUGGAGAUGUGCUCGCACUUUGAUGCAGAUGAGAUUAAGAGGUUAGGAAAGAGAUUUAAGAAACUCGACCUUGAUAAUUCUGGAUCCCUGAGCGUCGAGGAGUUCAUGUCUCUACCUGAGCUGCAGCAGAACCCGCUGGUGCAGAGGGUAAUCGAUAUAUUUGACACCGAUGGCAAUGGGGAAGUGGAUUUCAAAGAGUUUAUAGAAGGCGUCUCACAAUUCAGUGUGAAGGGAGAUAAGGAACAGAAGCUCAGAUUCGCUUUCAGGAUCUACGAUAUGGACAAGGACGGCUAUAUUUCCAAUGGCGAACUGUUCCAGGUAUUGAAGAUGAUGGUGGGAAACAACUUGAAGGACACACAACUGCAGCAGAUUGUCGAUAAGACCAUCAUCAAUGCAGACAAGGAUGGCGACGGGAGAAUAUCUUUUGAAGAGUUCUGUGCCGUUGUUGGUGGUCUCGACAUUCACAAAAAGAUGGUAGUGGAUGUGUGAGUCUUCGAGCGUCCUCCCUCCCUCCCUGCCACCUACAACACGUGCUUUCCUUUCCAUCUCCGAUGAUCUGCUCAAGACCUAGCAAAUGCUCUCUUCCAACAGAAGUAUUUACUCUGUGAAGCUACUUUUAUUGCUACCACGAGCCUGGUGAAACCAACGUGUAAGUGUUUAUUGAACUCUGAUCCUCACAAUAACCUGGUGUAGCACUUUAAUGACUGAAGAACAGCUAAGAGCAUCUCUGUCUGGACAAGGGAAGAUGGGUUGGCUGGUUUUUUUUUUUUCCCCUCCUUUAAAUUAUAUUUAUUUUGCAUCACAUUUUUUAAGCAAGUGUAUAUUAAGCUUUCUGAGAAGGAGGAAGUAUUGUUAACUGUUCAGUACAGAAGUAAUUAGGGUAUGAUGUGCCAAGCAGAACACAGAACCGACAAACCAGACAGAGAUCUUUUAGAAAAACUGGUUUGGUUUUUUCCCCCUUUUGCAAUGUUUCUAUUGUUCUUACAUUUAAUCAGUACUUUUUUUUAUUGUGAUAGUGUUUUAUUUAUGAACCUUCAUAUUACUGGUAAGUAACUUUAUUCUGUGUUGAACUCCAUGACAGUCGAGUAGAAAUAGAUGCCAAAAAAAAGUUUGUGGUUUACUGAAAGCUUAAGCUUUUGUGAAAGACUUUUUUGAUAUUAGUUUUUGCGUGCUCAGAUUCUGAAAGAAUUGUUGAAUCUCACACCUAUAACCCUGUCUGUUAUUUUGACAAUGCCGCCGUACAAAAAAAAGCCCUGCAGAUCAGCAUUGUUUUUGCUUUAGAAACCCAAAAUAACUCUAGACUUGUUAAUACUUGUGUACACAAGCCAGAACAUGGCAUUUAGAAUGGCAGUAUGCUAUCUGUGACUGACUACUACAUGCCCCCAUCUGGAUGAAUGAAGUACUGAAUUUUAAAUCCAACACCCAGUGAAACAUUAAGACCUUGGCAUGAUAUGAGUAAAGAGUUAUGGCUGGAAAUGAUUUGCUCUUUACUAUUUGUAUGUGUUCCUCCAGUGUUUGCAUGAACAUGUUCCAUUCUGCAUGGUUUCCAACUUAUGGCACGUCUACUGUUUACACUUGUGAUUAUUAAAACGUCAAAUCCCUAAAUUAAUUAUGGAUGUUGCCAAAGUUUAGAAAAACCUCAGCACAACACACACUCACUCUUCCUUUUUCUUCCUAAAUAUUAAGUUGCAGUGAAAUGUAUGGUGUGUGUAUAUAGAUCCAGUCAAGGAUACCUUAUAAAAUGUAUUUUUAGUUACUUAAAUGUUAACAGAAUGGGCGUUUCAUUCCCGAGCCAACAUCAACCAUCCUAUUUCCAGUUGGGGAUGUCUACUCUGCAUGCUGAAUCAUGUUGCCUACUAUGGGAUUACUUGGUACUGUACAAAUAAUAAAUGAAUAUUUAAACCCGUAA